CAUGUUUUACACCUCUUGACGCCCCAUUAUUCUACUCAUCAUCGAACAAGGAAGCAGAGAUUUCAGAGAGCUCUUCCUCCAUAUCCCUCGUUUCAUCUCAAUUUCCAAAUUUCAAAUUAUAUACAUUUUUUGUUUCUGUGUUUGUUGUUCGUGAUUGAUAUAAUCAGUGAGCUGGGAGGAAAGGGUGGAAGCGAGCUAGGGUUUCGGGAUUUUUUGUCCGUGGAGAUUAGUAGCAGCUGAGAAGUUUUUGUGAUGGGCGAUGAAAAAUCGAUGGUCGUGAUGGCGAGUAGAGAUCGAGAACUUCUAAUCGCGGUCGCUGACUCUCCCCACGAUGAUACCUCCAAACCUUCUCCUUCAUCUUCUUCGCAUCACGCCGGCCGCGAGACAUUUUACAAACUUAUCCGGAGCUGGGCUUCAAAGAAGUUCAUGACGGGAUGUGUCAUUCUGUUUCCUAUAGCAAUCACUUUCUACAUAACAUGGUGGUUUAUUCACUUUGUGGAUAGCUUUUUCUCUCCAAUUUAUGCUCAACUUGGCAUCGAUAUAUUUGGUCUUGGAUUUGUAACUUCUAUAACAUUCAUCUUCUUGGUUGGGGUUUUCAUGUCAUCAUGGUUGGGAGCAUCUGUCCUAGGCCUUGGUGAGUGGUUUAUCAAGCGGAUGCCAUUUGUUCGCCAUAUCUACAAUGCCUCCAAGCAGAUUAGUUCUGCUAUUUCACCAGAUCAAAACACCCAGGCCUUCAAGGAAGUAGCCAUCAUAAGGCAUCCACGUAUCGGUGAAUAUGCGUUUGGGUUCAUUACUUCAUCUGUCACUCUACAGACCUACUCCGGUGAAGAAGAGCUAUGCUGUGUCUAUGUUCCCACAAAUCAUCUUUACAUCGGUGAUAUAUUCCUCAUCAAUACCAAUGAUGUUACCAGACCAAAUCUAUCAGUCCGUGAAGGAAUCGAAAUCGUCGUCUCCGGAGGAAUGUCAAUGCCCCAGAUCCUGUCGACGCUAGGUACACGUUUGCCACUGGAAAGAAGUAGAUCUAACAGAAGCUGAUUGUCGCCCGUUUACAUAGAUUGUAACAGAAUAGUGUUUGCUUUCGAAUAUAGUUUGGGGCAGUUUUUCUUUUUUGGGUGUUA
Hibiscus syriacus is the source of this 1118-nucleotide messenger RNA. RefSeq names its product protein CONTINUOUS VASCULAR RING 1-like. Bases 253 to 1035 code for a protein of 260 amino acids. Gene Ontology annotation, biological process: stem vascular tissue pattern formation. The record is from RefSeq and is a predicted model, not a curated record. The transcript has 7 exons. Lineage: Eukaryota; Viridiplantae; Streptophyta; Magnoliopsida; Malvales; Malvaceae. Gene Ontology annotation, cellular component: Golgi apparatus.